AUGGCCGGCCUUCUCAAGAAACCGUUCAAGCUCGCGCUGAUCCAACUGGCAUCAGGUGGUGACAAAGCUGCCAAUCUAGCCCAUGCAAGAUCCAAAGUGGUCGAAGCAGCGAAAGCUGGCGCCUCCAUGAUCGUUCUCCCCGAAUGCUUUAACUCUCCAUAUGGUUGUCAAUAUUUCCCCAAAUACGCCGAGACCAUUCUUCCUUCGCCUCCUUCGAAAGAGAAGUCGCCCUCGUGGCAUAUGCUAUCCUCCGUUGCGGCAGAGACGAAGACAUAUCUGGUUGGUGGCAGCAUACCGGAAUACGUACCGGAGACAAAAGAAUACUUCAACACUUCGUUGGUCUUUGGACCCUCGGGCAAGCUUCUGGCAACCCAUCGCAAGGUGCACCUGUUCGACAUCGACAUUCCUGGGAAGAUCAAGUUCAAAGAAAGUGAUGUACUAUCACCAGGGAACAAAGUGACAAUAAUCGAUCUGCCAGAUUACGGUAAGAUUGGCCUCGCGAUAUGCUACGACGUUCGCUUCCCGGAACUCGCCAUGAUUGCAGCAAGGAAAGAUGCUUUCAUGUUCGUCUAUCCCGGAGCCUUCAAUACCACCACCGGACCCAUGCAUUGGUCUUUGCAAGCUCGCGCAAGAGCGAUGGAUAAUCAGAUCUUUGUAGCCAUGUGCAGCCCGGCCAGGGACAUGGAGGCAUCGUACCACGCCUAUGGACACUCCAUGGUGGUCAACCCGAAUGCCGAGGUUCUGACGGAAGCGGAGGAGCAUGAAGAUAUUGUCUAUGCCGAGAUUGACGGCUCAAAGAUCGAAGAGACGAGGAAAGGCAUUCCAAUCUACACUCAAAGGAGGUUCGACGUCUAUCCCGACGUCAGCACAGGAAAGGUGCGAUUCGAGGAUGAAAGCAGUGGAGUUCAGUCGUAG
Molecule: messenger RNA, 915 nt
Organism: Capronia coronata CBS 617.96
Lineage: Eukaryota; Fungi; Ascomycota; Eurotiomycetes; Chaetothyriales; Herpotrichiellaceae
Product: nitrilase
Exons: 2
Coding region: 1-915 (304 amino acids)
Biological process (GO): L-glutamine metabolic process; oxaloacetate metabolic process
Cellular component (GO): mitochondrion
Molecular function (GO): omega-amidase activity
Source: RefSeq, a predicted model, not a curated record